This is a messenger RNA of Cylindrotheca closterium, 963 nucleotides long. The record is from the annotation of a GenBank genome assembly. NCBI's taxonomy places the organism in Eukaryota, Bacillariophyta, Bacillariophyceae, Bacillariales, Bacillariaceae.
AUGAAACCAAGGCAAAACAAUGCAGCACUGAUUCUAUUCUUAUUCCUAUCAGUAUCUCUGACGCACGUAGAUUCGGUAGAACAACGGAAUGAUGAUACGGAGGAGAGGUCUGAGGCAAUCGUCUCGAUUCCAAAAAAGAAGUUUGACUAUGCCAUUGGUUGUUCACCGAAGAAGCGAACGCAAUUCGUCUCACUUUAUGACAAGGCUCUACAAGUAACCGGUGAUAGUACCUUUUCGCGAAUGUUGGAGCAUGAACAAGUGCUCCAGGAAGAGCAAAGUCAAAAAUUAGCAUUGCAACAACAAGGCAAUGGGGAGAUGUCGUCGUUUGCCUUCCCUUAUUCUAGUUUGUUCGUUCCGGUACUGCUUGCCUUCGCGACGCACAAUGGAUUUAGUAUCUCAUUCGAAGAUACCUUCAAGAAGCUGAGGAAUUUGAUCCUUGUUGCAUGGUUACCAGUGUUGCUAUUCAAUGCAUCCUGGAUUGAAAUUUCCUCCUUUGCUCUUCUUCUCUUCCGACCAACCGUAUGGAGCUUCCUGGUUGACGAGUUUUUCACGGAUACGUGGACAAUCUCGAAGAAGCUUCUCUUGAGUGAACUUUGGCGUCACUUCUGGAAGCACACAACACACAUCUUCCCCAUCCCAAACCUCUCGCCAUCCGACGAGUACCUGGAGUUGACCCCAGACUGGUUCCAAAUGGGCUUUGCACGUGUAACGAAACUUGUUGACAAGUUUGCACAAGGGCUUGUUCGCAAAUCUAUCGAACGAUGCUUUCAGGAAUCCCUUGGCAUCACAGUCGGUGCACUAUCUGAGUACUUUUUGAAAAAUGGUCAUGAUGAUUCACUGGGUCGUUUGAACAAACUUGACGCAGCAUCUGCUGCUUGUGAACAGUCCCCCGGCGAAAGCGAAGUGGAGGCGAUGGUUGUUGAAAGAGCCAUUGAAAGGGCCGUUGAAUCGGACGCUCCAUAA